UGCGCAUCUGCUCCACACUUUAUAAAACAUUAACUGUAAAAAUUUCCGCCGGGAAGAAAAGUCUUGUGUCUUCUUCACAAACCCAACAAAGAUAGAAGAGUUUCUUCUUCUAUCAUCCGAAGAUUUCGUCUCUUCUCUUCUUCUGUUUAUUUUUUUCUGGGAAAAGUUUUGCAAGUUUGUGUGUGUAAGAGAAGAAAAGCGUAAAUGAGCUGCUUUGGCUGUUUUGGUGGUGGUGAGGAUUUUCGUAGAGUUUCUGAAACCGGACCAAAGCCAGUGUUCAACAGAGAUGGUGUCAAUGGUCAACAUCACAAGGCAGAACCACCCAAGAACCAACCAAUCAUUCAGAUGCAACCUAUCUCUGUGCCUGCCAUUCCAGCUGAUGAACUGAAAGAUAUAACCGAGAACUAUGGUUCGAAGUCCUUGAUUGGUGAGGGAUCUUAUGGAAGAGUGUUUUAUGGUGUUCUUAAAAGCGGUAAGGCAGCUGCUAUUAAGAAGCUUGAUUCCAGUAAGCAACCUGAUCAAGAGUUUCUCUCCCAGGUAUCAAUGGUUUCGAGAUUGCGUCAAGACAAUGUUGUUGCGCUUCUGGGGUAUUGCGUUGAUGGUCCACUCCGUGUUCUUGCUUAUGAAUAUGCUCCUAAUGGAUCUCUUCAUGAUGUUCUUCACGGUAGAAAAGGUGUGAAAGGAGCACAGCCAGGUCCUGUUCUGUUGUGGAGCCAGAGAGUUAAGAUUGCUGUUGGUGCAGCUAGAGGGCUGGAGUACUUGCACGAGAAGGCGAAUCCUCAUGUUAUCCACAGAGACAUCAAAUCCAGCAAUGUGCUUCUGUUUGAUGAUGAUGUCGCCAAGAUUGCUGAUUUUGAUCUCUCCAACCAAGCUCCUGACAUGGCUGCGCGCCUUCACUCAACUCGUGUGCUUGGAACCUUUGGCUAUCAUGCUCCAGAGUAUGCAAUGACAGGAACAUUGAGCACAAAGAGUGAUGUCUAUAGUUUUGGAGUUGUUCUGCUAGAGCUACUCACAGGUCGUAAACCAGUUGAUCAUACCUUACCACGUGGACAGCAGAGUCUUGUGACAUGGGCAACUCCUAAACUGAGUGAAGACAAGGUGAAGCAGUGCGUUGAUGCAAGACUAAACGGAGAGUAUCCUCCUAAAGCUGUUGCCAAGCUGGCUGCAGUAGCUGCGCUUUGUGUGCAAUACGAAGCAGACUUCAGGCCAAACAUGAGCAUAGUGGUGAAAGCUCUCCAGCCUCUGCUCAACCCUCCUCGCUCUGCUCCCCAAACUCCACACAGGAACAACCCUUAUUGAUGAUCUCCUCCAGUCUCAUGUCAAACUUCAUCAUCCACUAUUUCAUUUGUUUUUAUUUGUAUCCAAUCUGUGUAAAUUCGUGAAAAUAGGCUUUUUAUUUCUCUCAUGAAAAACCUAAACCCAUUUCAACUGAAUAUCUCCCUUGGAAACCUGAAUGUUGCUCUAUUUCUUUUUUUAUGUUAUUUCAUGCUUGUGAUGUAAGUUUCUACUAAUUUUACAAUAUACACCUAUACUGUGUGAGUUUGUGCCAUUAUGUAAAAGUAAAACUAAGAAAGAUGUUGAAUAAUAUAUUGAGAAAAUCUAUUUUCAAA
This is a messenger RNA of Eruca vesicaria subsp. sativa (arugula), 1610 nucleotides long. The record is from the annotation of a GenBank genome assembly. NCBI's taxonomy places the organism in Eukaryota, Viridiplantae, Streptophyta, Magnoliopsida, Brassicales, Brassicaceae.